This is a messenger RNA of Megalops cyprinoides (Indo-Pacific tarpon), 1028 nucleotides long. Its product is annotated as polymeric immunoglobulin receptor-like. Bases 20 to 1000 code for a protein of 326 amino acids. The record is from RefSeq and is a predicted model, not a curated record. The transcript is spliced from 6 exons. NCBI's taxonomy places the organism in Eukaryota, Metazoa, Chordata, Actinopteri, Elopiformes, Megalopidae.
UGGGGUUGCAGACACACGCAUGGCUCCUCUCCUGUUUCUCCUCCUCUUCCUCAGCAAAGUACAACCAGGUGUACAGAGUGUGAAGACAGUGAGCAAAUUAUCGGUACAGAGAGGACAUUCUGUCACCAUCCCAUGCCUCUACAAUCAGGAAUAUAGAGAUCAUGUGAAGUACUGGUGUAAAGGAGAACAGUGGAACCAUUGCACCACCGUGGUCCGCACUGAUUUUCCACAGAGAGCAGGAUAUGUGUCAAUCACAGAUAGCCCUGCUCAGAAGCUGUUCACUGUGACCAUGAGUUACCUGCAGGAGGGAGACUCUGAUUAUUACUGGUGUGGAGUGGAGAUUGACUGGGCUGUAGAUGAUGGUGCAUAUCUGCACCUCACUGUCACCAAAGGUUUGGCUGGUCUGUCGGUGUGGAACAACAUGGUGGUUGGUGAGGAAGGAGGCAGACUCAGCAUCCAGUAUCGCUAUGGCGACAGCCUCAGGUACAGUGAGAAGAAGUGGUGCAGGAUUUUGGACCAGAGCUCCUGUCUGACAGCAGGGAGGACUCAGACAUCCCAGCAUGCAUCUGUGCUGGUCAGUGAUGACAGAAGAGGAGUGCUGACUGUGACAGUGAGGCGACUGGAGAGGAAGGACACAGGCUGGUACUGGUGCACUGCAGGAGAGGAGCAGUUUCCUGUUCAUAUCACUGUCACGCCGCCAAAACCUCCAACACAGAGACCCACCACAACAACCACAACUUCAACUUCACGGAAACAAAAAGUUUUGCCUUCAACGACACAGCAGACAGCAGCUUUAACACUGGGCUUGUGUACUGAUGACACCUGCAUUCCCAGUGUAACUGAGGAGAACUCCAACCACAGAACAGUGUCCAGUGUAAUUCUGCAUGUGCUGCUAAAAUCUGCUGUUGCUCUGGUCUACAUCACAUGCACCAUCAUAGCUGCCCUGAAGAUCUGGACCUAUUGCAAACAAAUAAGAGGAGGGGCUUCUGAGAGUGAUUGAGGGAGAAAGAGGAGGAGGAAGAGAUGUA